UAUAUAUAUAUAUAUAUAAUAUGCACAAUAGAUGGAGAGAACAUGUAAGUUAUACAACAAGGAUAAACUAAGAGAAAAUUCAAACUCUACUCCCCAAUCUUCUACAAAAAAUGAUAAAAACUCCUGGACCACCUCUAAUUGACUGUUGUACAGUAUUUUGAAUGAGAGGGAUAAAAAGCUUAUACUGAAGCUUCCUCUGAGAUCAUGUGGGAGGGGUGAUGGUUAGUACUGGAGUAGGGAAACAACCGGUAUAUAUUCUGUUAAAAUUGCAUACGGGUUUCUAACCUCUGUGCCUCUUGCGCCAGAUUUGAUUGAAAUGAAGGCUUUUUGGGGUUUGCUAUAAGAUUAAAAAUCUGAUAUGGAGAGUGGGACUUAGCAGUUUAGCUGUCAAAUCUCUUUUGCUUGCUCCCGGUAUUGAAGUCAAAUCUCUUUUGCUUGCUCCCGCUAUUGAAGUUGAUUCUCUUUGCCCUGCAUGUGGUGCUAUAACUGAAGACUAGGUUCAUGUGUUUGUGGACUGUGUAUUCGCAAGGGAGUGUCAGAGUAGGACUGUCACAAGUACAUUGUCACAGUGCAGUGCAAUCCCGUGGGCGCAGAGGAUAACAAUUGUAGUACUCCUGGUAGAGUGCAUUUUCUGAAAAUGAACUUGUAUUCUCACUUUUACGAUCACUUUUACGAUCGAACUUGUAUUCUCAAUUUUAUAAAUAUUGAGAUCUCUUACAAUCUAACUAAUAAGUUGUUUAUUUUUCCUUUUAACAUAUUUGUGAACACUCAGACGAGUAUAGUGGAGAAGGAGAAUAACCUGCAUAAUUGUUUAAGUGACAAUAGUAAUUCUGAAGUGCAGGCAAAUAGUUAUGGCUUAAAAUUACAAAAUUUAAAAUUUUAGGAUCCAACCGAGGGAAGUUUGAGGUACCAGAACCUUAAUGACCAUAUGUCAGAAUUCCAUUUCCUUGUGAAUUAGUCAACCAAACAUAUUAAUCCGUGCACAGGCCUGACUAGCAAUUACAUAAUAGACGGGCUUGAUUCCCUUUCUGCAAUGGUAAAAAGAUAUCAUAGGUAUCAACAGUUCUCAGUGACAUAACUUUGAGUAAGUAUUAAAAAUGGCUUAAAAUAAUUAAUUAAAACAAAAAGAUUAUUAGUCAAAAAUGCCGACUUCUGUUGUCACUAUUAACAUGAAUGGAUCUAAAUCCGCAAGACGGCAGCAACCUUUAGAAAACAAGAAAAUACAUUUGUCGAAAGCCUAUGUCUUGUGUUAACAGAAUAAUUUGAUGCCGGCAACAAAAAUGACAUUGAUAACCAUGAAGAAAACAAUAAAAGGGAUGGUAUACCAUAAUGCACCAUAAACCAUAUAGCAGUUAACCCCUUUUGGGUUCAUCAGAAAUUCUUAAACAGAGGCUUCCAGGUUUAAAUUCUUGACUACUAGCCAAAUAUACAACAUAUUAGUACGCACCAUUACCCUCUACAACACAAAAUUACUUCCUGUAACUACCCUAUUUAUACGAAAUUAACAAUGGAAAGCAACUCUGCAGUCAUUCAAUACCAUGUCAUCAUCAACAGCCCCAGAACAUCAACUGGUAGCGUAAGAUAUGCACAAGAAAUCGGAAUAGAACUCAGCAAGCAAACACUAACAAAUGCUACGGAUUUCAUAUGGACACUCUUGCAAUUAAACAAAGAAACAGAGAGAAAAGGUGUGCAAGACAUCAGCUUGAUCAUUGAAGACAUGGAAGGAGUUGCAUAUACAGAUGACAAUGAAAUUCAUUUUAGCACAAAAUAUGUAGCAAAUUAUUCCGAGGACUUGAAAAGUGAAGUUAUCGGAAUUCUUUACCAUGAGAUGACACACAUAUGGCAAUGGAAUGGUAAUGGAAAAACUCCAGGAGGAUUAAUUGAAGGGAUAGCUGAUCUUGUAAGGUUAAAGGCUAAUUAUGCACCUAGUCACUGGGUGCAGCCAGGGCAGGGCGAGAGGUGGGAUCAAGGGUAUGAUGUUACGUCUAGGUUUUUGGAUUACUGUAAUGAUCUUAGAGAUGGUUUUGUGGCUGACCUUAACAAGAAAAUGAGGAGUGAUUAUAAGGUUGAGUACUUUGUUGAGCUACUAGGGAAGCCUGUUCAUCAGCUUUGGAAUGAAUACAAGGCCAAGCAUACAGCAAGGUAGAGGUAUUGGCUACUAGCUGCAGAAAAUGUAUGCUGAGAAUAUAUUUUUCGUAAGUAAAUUCUGGUGAUUAUUAUAAUUAAAUACCUUAAUUAUAAUUGUUUAAAUUUGCAAAUCAAUUUGAGAUACGUUAAUCAGACUAUCAAGGCAAUGACCCU
Messenger RNA from Jatropha curcas, 2301 nucleotides. NCBI's taxonomy places the organism in Eukaryota, Viridiplantae, Streptophyta, Magnoliopsida, Malpighiales, Euphorbiaceae. The record is from RefSeq and is a predicted model, not a curated record.